Molecule: messenger RNA, 591 nt
Organism: Wallemia ichthyophaga EXF-994
Lineage: Eukaryota; Fungi; Basidiomycota; Wallemiomycetes; Wallemiales; Wallemiaceae
Exons: 3
Coding region: 1-591 (196 amino acids)
Source: RefSeq, a predicted model, not a curated record
AUGACCACUCGCGAGCAGCCACAGCUUGUCCGCACAGCCAGCACACUCCCGCAAUUCUUUCAGUCUGUCGCUUACACUUGCAUCAUUUCAUCAUCGCUUGCAGCAACUCUGCUAUCGAUUUGGAAGCUAUACGCACAAGAAAGAUAUCUCAAAUCACUCCAAGCAAGGGAAGGCAUCACUCAGACUUUUCUCAAGCGUUACUCGGCGCUUUUGUCGAUCCUCGGCAGCUACUACGGCAGCGAUAGGCUUGGAUUGGGUAUAGCUAGGGAUGAGGGCGAGAAAGGCACUCCACUGCUCCUCGAUUCGCUCUCACACUCCCUUGAAGGUCUCAGCAGAGUAGUGCAUGAUCUACCAGGCGCUACACCGAUAGCGUCUACCAGCCCAUCUACAAUACUCAGUGAAGAUGUCCACGAUCUCUCUCAUUCUCUAUCCAAAGGCAUCAACAAGUCAAAAAGUGAAAUUAUGCCGGCUGGUCGAUCAACAGCAGACAAUCUACCCUCACAUGUAGAAUCUGCUAUCGAUUUGCGCACCGAGAUUCGCUCUUUGAAAGGAUUGCUGCUGAGUAGAAGGAACCUUGCUCAAUCUCAAUAG